Molecule: messenger RNA, 1416 nt
Organism: Acanthosepion pharaonis
Lineage: Eukaryota; Metazoa; Mollusca; Cephalopoda; Sepiida; Sepiidae
Source: the annotation of a GenBank genome assembly
AUGCCGUUGAAGUUUCUUGUUCUUAUAUUCGUUCUUAUAUUGCAGCUUUUGGUCGUUGUAAUUGGUGAUUCUAUUACUCUGGUUUGUGUAGCUUUUAAGUCUCUUGAUAGAAGAGUCGAUGCUGUCUUCAAUGCUGACAAUUUCUUUUUCACACUCUUUCCAUUUUUCAUAUCUAUCGAUGUAAUUGUUUCGAUCAUCUUUGCUUGCACCCAUUUUGAAGUGAGUUUCGUUCGAUUGACUGUUUAUAAUAUUUUAUUUCGACUCUCCCUUUUUGCCUCAUACUCCUACCCCUGCUCCUCCUUCCUGCGAGUUGAACGAACUCGUUCUUUUAGAAAUACGACAGAACAGAAAUUCAACAUGGCUACAGAAGCUAUUAGCUCAAAUUCGGAGAGUAUAGAAGCCCUUAGCAGGGAAGCUGAAGUACUCAAAGCCAAAUUGGAGGAUGAGAAGGCCAAGUUGAAUGAUGUGGACAUGACUGUAGUUGCCCAAAAACUGGAAAAUUUGCCAUCAUUCAACAUUAAACACCGACGACAACUCAAAGGACAUCAGGGCAAAGUACUAUGCAUGGACUGGUCCACAGAUAAACGACACAUAGUUAGUUCAUCCCAGGAUGGGAAAAUGUUGGUGUGGGAUGCUUUCACUACCAAUAAAGAACAUGCAGUUACCAUGCCAACAACAUGGGUAAUGGCCUGUGCCUAUGGACCCUCAGGAACUGUGGUUGCUUGUGGGGGCUUAGACAAUAAGUGUACAAUUUAUCCCCUGAGUCUGGACGAAGAUCCAGCCAGCAAAAAGAAAGCCGUUGCUACUCAUACUAGCUAUCUAUCAUGCUGUACAUUCACAAGUUCAGACCAACAGAUAUUAACAGGGAGUGGUGACAGUACUUGUGCAUUGUGGGAUGUGGAAAGUGGUCAGCUAAUUCAAAGCUUCCAUGGACAUGCUGGGGAUGUCAUGAGUAUUGACUUAUCCCCAUCUGAAACUGGCAACCAAUUUGUGUCUGGCGGUUGUGAUAAUGUUGCAAUUAUUUGGGACAUGAGAACUGGCGAAUGUACCCAGGUAUUUGAGGGUCAUGAAAAUGAUAUCAACAGUGUGAGAUUUUACCCAAGCGGAGAUGCAUUUGCUACAGGUUCAGAUGAUGCUACAUGUCGUCUUUUUGACUUACGAGCUGACAGAGAAGUCAGUUGUUACAAGAAAGAAAGCAUAAUAUUUGGUUGUAACUCCGUUGACUUUUCUUUAAGUGGGCGUUUACUGUUUGGAGGCUAUAAUGACUACACAGUGAAUAUAUGGGAUGUACUCAAAGGUAAUCGUAUUUGUGUGUUGUACGGACAUGAAAACCGAGUGAGUUGCCUAGGAGUAUCACCAGAUGGCACUGCACUCUGUACUGGGAGCUGGGAUAACACAUUAAAAGUGUGGGCUUAA